Messenger RNA from Drosophila nasuta, 489 nucleotides. RefSeq names its product SRA stem-loop interacting RNA binding protein 1 (gene SLIRP1). The transcript is spliced from 2 exons. NCBI's taxonomy places the organism in Eukaryota, Metazoa, Arthropoda, Insecta, Diptera, Drosophilidae. The record is from RefSeq and is a predicted model, not a curated record. Gene Ontology annotation, molecular function: RNA binding. The coding region runs from base 223 to 489 and encodes 88 amino acids.
CAGCAGCGUAUAGUCGAUAGCCGAUAAGAAAUCGCACUCUUUCGAUAAAUUGUGUUGUGCUGUGCUUUUAGUUUGAGGUUAAUAACAAAAAAAAACAACAAAUACAAGAGCCGCCCCAAAACAAUUUACGCAACGUCUGUGUGAACAACGCAGAAAAACAAGGAGCGAACGUGAGAGUGUGUCAAUAGACAGAGAGCGAGAGAGCAAGAACGCUGCGUACACAUGGCAACCACAGUGGCAAAAGUUGGUAAAUCAGUUCACCGCAUUUUUGUGGGCAAUCUACCGUGGACAGUGGGCCACCAAGAAUUGCGCGGCUAUUUCAAGGAGUUUGGGCGUGUGAUCAACGCCAACGUUAUAUUCGACAAGAAAACCGGUUGCUCCAAGGGUUACGGUUUCGUUAGUUUCCAGAGUUUGCAGGCGCUCGAAAAAAUUGAGAACGAACAUAAGCACAUACUUGAAGGCAAUUACCUCAACAUACACAAGUCAUAA